Archocentrus centrarchus (flier cichlid) is the source of this 2072-nucleotide messenger RNA. It is a transcript of the gene cdk2, whose product is annotated as cyclin dependent kinase 2. The transcript is spliced from 7 exons. Gene Ontology annotation, biological process: regulation of G2/M transition of mitotic cell cycle; signal transduction; protein phosphorylation. Bases 423 to 1319 code for a protein of 298 amino acids. NCBI's taxonomy places the organism in Eukaryota, Metazoa, Chordata, Actinopteri, Cichliformes, Cichlidae. Gene Ontology annotation, cellular component: nucleus; cytoplasm; cyclin-dependent protein kinase holoenzyme complex. Gene Ontology annotation, molecular function: ATP binding; cyclin binding; cyclin-dependent protein serine/threonine kinase activity. The record is from RefSeq and is a predicted model, not a curated record.
ACGCGACUGGACGAGGAAAACCUUUGAAGUACCGCCCGUCGACAUUAACCGGUGUGUCUUGAACACAAAAUCGAACGCUCACUCUGCAACGCGGGAAACGCCGUUGUGUCGCUUUAGUGUUUUUUUCAAACCAGCAGCCGCUGUCGCGCCAAUCCACAUAUUUUACGGAUAUUAUUAUCAACGGGGUCUACAAAUGACCCUUUUUUCUCUUUUAGCUGCUCCGUGCUGACCUCAGAUAGUUUAUCCUCAGUGAAAAUUCAGCCUCAAACCCGUGGUGUGUCCGGUGCGGAUGAAGAAGCCUUGAGCAGCAGUUACUUACAUGGUUAUGUACGAGGUUUGCUUCAGUAGCCACUCAGCAGUUGUUAGCUUCGACACAAAGAGCUAAAAAGCUAAUUGCCCAAAAGACCUGUUGCUGGUACGAAAUGGAUACGUUUCAGAAAGUAGAGAAGAUAGGAGAGGGCACGUAUGGAGUGGUUUACAAAGCCAAGAACAAAGUGACCGGAGAAACUGUUGCUCUGAAGAAAAUCAGGCUGGACACGGAAACAGAGGGUGUACCAAGCACAGCCAUCCGAGAGAUAUCACUUCUCAAAGAACUCAAUCACCCAAAUAUUGUCAAAUUACGGGAUGUUAUCCACACCGAGAACAAGCUUUACCUUGUUUUUGAGUUCCUUCACCAGGAUUUAAAAAAGUUUAUGGAUUCCUCCUCACUCACUGGUAUCCCACUGCCUCUAGUUAAGAGCUAUCUGUUUCAGUUGCUGCAAGGCCUGGCCUUCUGCCACUCUCAUAGGGUUCUCCAUCGAGACCUGAAGCCCCAGAACCUCCUCAUCAAUGCCCAGGGUGAGAUCAAGCUGGCUGACUUUGGCCUGGCAAGAGCCUUCGGAGUACCUGUCCGUGCAUAUACACAUGAAGUGGUAACACUUUGGUACAGAGCACCAGAAAUUCUCCUGGGCUGCAAGUACUAUUCCACAGCUGUUGACAUCUGGAGUCUUGGAUGCAUCUUUGCUGAAAUGGUCACCAGGAGGGCUUUAUUCCCCGGUGACUCGGAGAUAGAUCAGCUAUUCCGAAUCUUUCGCACCCUUGGCACGCCUGAUGAGACCAUCUGGCCUGGAGUCACAUCCAUGCCUGACUACAAGCCAACCUUCCCCAAGUGGGGUCGGCAGGAUUUAUCAAAAGUGGUGCCUCCUCUUGAUGAAGAUGGGAGAGAACUGCUCGGAGAAAUGCUGAACUAUGAUCCAAACAAAAGGCUGUCUGCCAAAAACGCUCUUGUGCAUCGAUUUUUCCGUGAUGUCUCCAUGCCACUUCCUCAUCUCAGACUCUGAGUUGUGCAAAAUAACAGGCUGUUUUAAUGCCAGCUAUAUCUAAGCAAUAAAGACUGCCUCACCAUGCUUCAGGUCCAUGACUGGAAUGGACAGAAAAAGUGGACACUACAGGAUAUAUCGGAUACUUCAGUAACUAAAACCAGCCCUUGAGAAGCAAUUUGUCAUGAGAGUUUUGCAAUUUUCAUGUUUAUUAUAGUUUUGAGGGUUUAACUGUAAUUUCAAUAUCAUUAUUUUUGCAUAUUUAUAUGCAGCUGCCAUAUUUGAUGUAUUUAUGUUGGGCUUUGAGUCAGCGCAGGUUGAUAGACCCAUUCAGUUUGCAUGUGAUUAUAUUUCAAAAUUUUAAUGGUAUGCUGUCUUCAGGGUGUCCAUAUUGAAGUAGUAGGUUAUUUAGAAUUAAACAUGAUUGAACAAGUUUGUGGGGUAGUGCAAAUAACAAAUAGCAUACUGAGCAGCUGAUUAAGGUGGACUGAAGUCACACAGCAGUUGUCAUCAGCUGACAUGAAACAACUGAAAGAACAUGAGAUGACAGCGGUGUUUUUCUUGGUUAGUUUGAGUCCCGGUUAUCUUGAAGUGAUUUUUUUUUUUUUUUUUAAUGCACCUUCAUUUACUUAAUGGUGGGGAUUCAGGUUUGAUGGCAGGGUUACUCACCAGCCUCAGUUGGAUAUAAAAAUGUCCCAAAUGUAUUAUAAUUCAGAUUUUACAUAAUUGUUACCUUUUUCUUACUGUCAAUUUUAAACCAUUUUUAUAAGUGUU